CUGUUAGUAAAUUUGAAAUGGAACGUAAUGAAAAAUCAUUAAAUCUAUUGGGUUGAUGCAAAAUUAACGACCGUUUUUGUUAGCGAUCAUUUUAUUCUCGCUUUCCUUCUUUUCUUUUUGCUAUUUGAAAGAAUGUUAUUGCAGAUAACAUUCUUUCUAUUCUCUGCUUUUGUUCUUUUUUAUCUGAUGAAGAAAUACUUGUGAUGUAGUGACUAAGCAGUUGUUGAAUAAAUUUAGAAUCAAUAAAAACGGUCGUUAAUUUUGCAUCAACCCAAUACUAUUAAAAACACGUCCAAAAGAUGUCUUUGAUGUAUUUAAACGUCAUUGUGAUAUAAAUUUAAUCACAAGUAUCUAUGUUGAUGUAGCUAAACAACAAAGAACAAAACGUUUAGAACGUGAACAAAACUUAGCUGUUUUAGCUAUUAAUCAACCAGUAAUCAUUUAUCGAGGGAAACGUCUUAAACAAACAAAACGAUCAGGUUUAGGAAAAAGAAAGGAAUGA
Molecule: messenger RNA, 502 nt
Organism: Rotaria sp. Silwood1
Lineage: Eukaryota; Metazoa; Rotifera; Eurotatoria; Philodinida; Philodinidae
Source: the annotation of a GenBank genome assembly